Molecule: messenger RNA, 699 nt
Organism: Fopius arisanus
Lineage: Eukaryota; Metazoa; Arthropoda; Insecta; Hymenoptera; Braconidae
Product: waprin-Thr1
Exons: 4
Coding region: 240-584 (114 amino acids)
Cellular component (GO): extracellular region
Molecular function (GO): peptidase inhibitor activity
Source: RefSeq, a predicted model, not a curated record
CCGCGUAUUGCGUGUGGUUCGAGAUUAUAUUUUUAAUAGGAAGAAGAAAUAGUAUUGCAUUUAGGUUUUAAUACUAUAUUGUGGCGUGCCAAGGCUGCAACUGUGACCUCUCUUCAUUUUCCUUGUGCGGAGAAUCUGAAAAUAUUCAGAAGAAACAUACUUGGGGUAUUCUCGGGUGAGAGAAUCCGUGUCAAAUACAAAAGAGACUCCGGAGACUCAACAUCUUGUGGGACACUGACAUGGGCGGGAAAAUUCUGUUACUCGUUUGCAUUGUGAUGGCUGUUGGGGUCAUCCAAGCUCAAUUGUCACAUAAAGGAGGCAACUGUCCCUUGAGGAAUACAGUAUCCCGCUGCCAACCAAAUUGUGUAAGCGACCACCAGUGCCCAUCCAAUGAGAAAUGUUGUUCCAACAAAUGUGGGUCUAUGUCCUGUGCUGGACCUAGUGCGGUAAACACGGGCUCUGACGGCGGCUACAAAAACUCUGGUCGAGAUACUGGAGUUUUUUGCGGUGGUAUCAAGUGCAGUCCCUACGAGAAAUGCGAGAUGGAUAGGACAACAAAACGUGAGAGAUGCGUUCGUACAUGAGGCACAGAUAAUUUGACCAUUUUUCCGUUUAUCAAUCGUCAAUCGAAUAGCCAUUAUAUAAUCAAUACCUGGUCUGUUAUAUUUUGCAUGGAAAAUAAACUAGGAAUAUUUUAAA